AUGAUGUUCACCCAGUCUCUGCUCGCCGUCGCCCUCGGUGCGUCCAUGGCUAACGCACAUAUGAUCAUGGCCAUGCCGAUCCCUUAUAGCAAGGAUUCGUUGAAUAACUCUCCUCUGGCAGCGGAUGGAAGCGACUUCCCCUGCAAGCUCCGUGACAACGCCUUCGAGGUCACCAAGGAGAAUGUCAUCGCUCAGGGUGCAAGCCAGGAGCUGACCUUCACAGGCAGUGCCGUCCACGGCGGUGGCUCGUGCCAAAUCAGUCUUACCACCGACCGCCAGCCUACCAAGGACUCUGAUUGGAAAGUCAUCCAGUCCUUCGAGGGUGGCUGCCCAGCCAAGGCGGAUGCAAAUCUUCCCGGGAAUGACGACAGCGUCUUCCAUUUCAAAAUGCCUGAGGAUAUUGAGGCUGGCAAGUACACCCUCGCCUGGACUUGGUUCAACCGUAUCGGCAACCGCGAGAUGUACAUGAACUGCGCACCUGUUACUGUUACCGGUGGAUCCAAGAAGCGUACCCCCGACGAGAUCAAGAUCAUCGAGAAGCGCUCCUCCAGCUACCCACCCAUGUUUGUCGCCAAUGUCAACGACUGCACCACUACGGAGGGUAUUGAUAUUCGCUUCCCCAAUCCUGGUUCCCAGGUCCAAUACCUUGGAUAUGCAAAGGAUCUCGCCCCACAGGGCCAAGCUGCUUGCUCUGGUACUCCCAAGUUUGGCGCUGCUGGCAACACCCCCUCUGAUUCAUCUUCUGGCUCUGGCUCUAGCUCGGGAUCGGGCUCUGGAUCAGGCUCGGAAUCCAGCUCCUCCGCUGAACCCAGCAGUGCUCCCACAACAACUGCUGCAGCGGAUCCUGCCCCUGUCACUACUCAAGCCCCAGCACAAACCACCGCCCCCGCAGCUCCUCAGCCUGUUCCUUCAAGCACUCAGGCUGCCCCGGCUCCUUCUGCAUCAUCCAGCGGUUCCUCCAGUGGCUCCUCCAGUGCCGGUACUCUUACCGGUGCUUGCAGUCCCGAGGGUCAGUGGAACUGCGUUGCAGGUAGUUCUUUCCAACGGUGUGCCAAUGGACAGUGGUCUGUCUCGCAACAGCUGGCAAGUGGCACCAAGUGCGAUGCUGGUCAGGGUUCCAACCUUUCCGUGUCUGCCUCCAAGAGAGCGCAUGAGAUCUCUGCCCUGCGCUUCCGCAAGCGUACCAUCGGUGAAUCUCACCACGCCUAG
Messenger RNA from Penicillium manginii, 1209 nucleotides. Its product is annotated as lytic polysaccharide monooxygenase AA11 family protein. The transcript has a single exon. NCBI's taxonomy places the organism in Eukaryota, Fungi, Ascomycota, Eurotiomycetes, Eurotiales, Aspergillaceae. The record is from RefSeq and is a predicted model, not a curated record. The coding region runs from base 1 to 1209 and encodes 402 amino acids.